UCAAUAACGAAGACGAAGAAGAACAUAAACAGGAAGCCACAAAAGGCGAGUAGGUUGUGUUUUUUAUACGGCGAAGUCUGUCUUUUUCUCCUUAAUAAUCUUACAGACCCAAACAAUACAUCAAAAUGGGGAAGCGACAGCACCAAAAAGACAAAAUGUACAUCACGUGUUCAGAGUACACACACUUCUAUGGAGGAAAGCGAGCAGAAAUUCCAAAGGCAAACUUCAGACGACUUCCAUUUGACCACUGCAGCUUGUCCCUUCAACCAUUUGAGUAUCCUGUGUGUACUGAGGAGGGGGUGGUCUUUGACCUGCUGAGCAUUGUCCCAUGGAUCAAGAAAUAUGGUACUGAUCCAGCCACCGGAGAGAAACUGGAGGCAAAGUCCCUCAUCAAACUGAACUUUUCCAAGAACAACGAUGGAAAGUAUCACUGCCCCGUUCUGUACAAUGUCUUCACCAACAAUUCUCACAUCGUUGCCAACAAGGUCACCGGCAAUGUGUUUUCUAAUGAGGCUGUUGAGCAACUCAACAUUAAGACCAAAAGUUUUAAAGAUCUGCUAACCGAUGAACCCUUUACCAGAAAGGACAUCAUAACUCUUCAGGACCCUACAAACCUCGAUAAAUUCAACGUUUCCAACUUCUUCCACGUAAAAAACAACUUGAAAGUGUUGGAUCCAGAUGAGGAAAAGGCCAAGCUGGACCCAGCUUACCACCUGAAUAGCACCAACCUCGAGACCAGGGAGACCUUAGCCGAGCUCUACAAAGACUACAAGGGGGAUCAGCUUCUGGCUUCCACUUCGAAAGAGCCGGUGGCUAAGAAGACAGACAAAUUAAAUGCUGCCCACUAUUCCACAGGCAGAGUUUGUGCUUCCUUCACAUCCACAGCCAUGACUCCUGUAACAACACAUGAAGCAGAUGCCAUUGCAGACGACACCGUGCGUUACCAAUAUGUGAAGAAAAAAGGCUACGUCCGUCUGCACACAAACAAGGGAGACCUGAAUGUUGAGUUGCACUGUGAUAAGGUUCCCAAAGCUGGAGAGAAUUUCAUCCGUCUGUGCAAAAAAGGCUACUAUGAUGGGACAAUCUUCCACAGAUCUAUCCGGAAUUUCAUGAUUCAAGGAGGGGACCCCACUGGCACAGGCACAGGAGGGGAAUCCUUCUGGGGAAAACCUUUCAAGGAUGAGUUUCGGCCCAACCUCUCUCAUACUGGCCGCGGGGUUCUGAGCAUGGCAAAUUCGGGUCCAAACACCAAUAAAUCCCAAUUCUUCAUCACGUUCCGGUCGUGCACCUACCUCGACAGGAAGCACACAGUCUUUGGAAGGAUUGUUGGUGGAUUUGAGGCACUCACAGCCAUGGAGAAUGUGGAGAGUGAUCCCAAAUCAGAUAAACCGAAGUCGGAGAUCAAGAUCAUAAGUGCGACUGUGUUUGUGGACCCGUACGAAGAGGCUGAUGCUCAGAUUGCAGCUGAACGAGAAAAGGAGCUUCAGAAACAGGAGGAGGAGAAGCAGCAGACCAGCAUUGCCCAGAAGAAAGCAAAGGAGGAACAGGCGCCAAAGACCUUCAAAGCAGGCGUGGGGAAAUACAUCAACCCUGCCACAAUAAAACGUCCAGCCGCUGACGAUGAAAGCGGGCCAUCCACCAGCGGAGUGGUGGCCAAGAAGUCCAAAGCCAAGACGAGCUUCGGAGACUUCAGCUCCUGGUAGCACAGACACAUCCAGCAUUUACCAGUCUGUAUUUUUACUGGUCAUGUUGAUAAAACAUGUAUUUCACUUUCAUACUUGUCUAAUUGUCUAUUGUCUCGCAAUUGUGUUGUGAAACAAGAAAUUAAAGUGACUUUUUAAAAAUUUUAA
Molecule: messenger RNA, 1850 nt
Organism: Acanthopagrus latus (yellowfin seabream)
Lineage: Eukaryota; Metazoa; Chordata; Actinopteri; Spariformes; Sparidae
Gene: ppil2
Product: peptidylprolyl isomerase (cyclophilin)-like 2
Exons: 20
Coding region: 126-1703 (525 amino acids)
Biological process (GO): protein peptidyl-prolyl isomerization; protein polyubiquitination; protein folding
Cellular component (GO): catalytic step 2 spliceosome
Molecular function (GO): peptidyl-prolyl cis-trans isomerase activity; ubiquitin-ubiquitin ligase activity
Source: RefSeq, a predicted model, not a curated record